UCACACAAAGCUGUUAUAUGAUUCCCCAAGUUUUGAUACAUAGUGCACAAAUGGAAAGUCAAAUGGAUUACUUUUAUGUGGGUUUGUUGUUGCUUUUUGUCUUAUUUGGAGCUUGACAGGCCAUGGUCUUUGCUUUUAUUGUAUGAAAAAAGCAGCAUUAAAAUUCAGCAAAACAUUUACUUUAGUGUUCUAUGAAAGAAAGUAAGUCAUACAACAUGGAAUGACAUGAUGGUGAGUAAAGGAUUUUUAUUUUUGGGUGAACACUCCCUGUAACGUCUUGAUAAGAGUUAUGCUUUUUUAAAGCAUUUUUCCAUAAGCAACUUGCUUUUAAUCACUAUGUAAAUCCGUACAUGACUGCACAUUUGAUCAUCGUUGAGUGGGGGUUCUAUCAAUAUUCAUGCCAGUCUUCCCAUUUCAAACGAAAGACUUUUUUUCCUCUCACUUACAUGAGAUCCCUUUGAUGGAGCAGCAUGGAAGCGAAUGUGUUUUGUUCAUCCGGCUCCUUCUACCCAUGACAACCUCAGAGACAAGCCAAAUCAAACCAGACCACCUCAAUCCAAACAGCAGACAAACCAUGAAAAUGAGAAAGAUUAGAGAGAGAGAGAGAGAGAGAGAGAGGCAUUACUACGAUAGACUUGAAAGCUACUCAGCUUUUAUUUCUAGUACUUUAAACUGGAAAUAUAUUAGAGGAAGGAAGGCUGAAAAGAUGAAGAGCAGAACUGUCAGUGAAAUCGGUAGAUUCGUGGCCCCCUGAUCUGUGCAGUGGAGUCCACAGUCUCCUGCCAUUUCUUGCACUCACCAUUUCUAUCGGUGGGGUGCUCGUCAUUAAUUCAUUACGUUGAGCACACUAAAUUAGUCCUCGUUAGCCACCGACUGUUUGCUUUAUUUUAUUUGACAUCAUUAGCCCUUCAAUAAGAGAGCAUUUAUAGCCCCCUCACCUAGCAACCUGCAUCUGUGAGCAAGCAGGCAGGGACUGCUACCCCAGCCCCCCUCACUUACCCUUGGCCCACACGGCUUCCCAGACCCCCCGACCACCCUCUGGUCCCCACACCUCCCGUGUCUCGUUGGGAGAGUCAAACAGAUGUCUGUGGCCCAGGUGCCUCCCCUGAUGACGUGUGUCAUGCGUUGGUGACAGGGCAACGACAGGCAUACACUCUCUCCUUCCUGCGCUCUCUCUCUCUCUCUGUAGACACUUAUAAGUUCGGACACUUUUUUUUCCAAUGAGCCAUCUAUUACUGAUCAGUUUUUGAAGCUUAACUUGCAAUGGAUGCUGAAGGACUUUGCAAGCACCAUUGAAGUAGACAUAAAGUUGUGUUGGGGUUCUGACGCUCGGACACAAGAAUAACAUAUGGGAGAUCUAGGCUCACGGAUGCCUGUUUCUGCUGGAUGCCAUGAACGCAGGGAACAGACCCAAGGGAGAGCCAUUGCUGUCAAAUGAGUCAUGAGGUCAACAAGGGCUUUGUCUCUGAGAGACUUUAUCACCUGUGCAUUUUGAACCAAAGCUACAUUUUUGUUCAGAACUUUUAUUAGGGCCCUUUUGGCUUUUUUGUGGCCUCACCGCCUACUUGAGACUCUGAACAUUAAAUCUUCUCGGGGUAACAAGAGAGACCUCCUUGAGGAAAAAAAAAAGAACCAGGAGAGGAAUCAUCAAACUGGACACCAUGACAAGAAAAGUCCAAGCGAGGAGAGUUUUGCAACCUCUCUGCACAGAAAUGAAGGCACAGAAAUCAUGGAUAGAAAGAGCUUUCAGCAAGAGAGAAUGUGUGCACAUUAUUGUAAGCACCAAAGACCCCCAUAGAUGCUGUUGUGGCAGACUAAUUGGUCAACAUGUUGGCCUGCCCCCCAGCAUCUCAUCCAAUCAGAAUGAGAAGUCAGACCGUGUGCCAAAGAAUGACAGCUUGUCAGAGAAGUGGUCCAUCAGCAAGCACACCCAGCUCAGUCCCACUGAUGCCUUUGGAACCAUUGAGUUCCAGGGAGGUGGACACUCCAACAAAGCAAUGUACGUACGAGUGUCUUAUGACACUAAGCCAGACUUACUGCUGCAUCUGAUGACGAAGGAAUGGCAACUGGAGCUUCCCAAGCUUCUCAUCUCUGUUCAUGGAGGACUUCAGAACUUCGAGCUGCAGCCCAAACUCAAGCAGGUUUUUGGCAAGGGUCUAAUCAAGGCUGCCAUGACCACUGGGGCCUGGAUCUUCACUGGAGGAGUUAACACUGGUGUCAUCAGGCAUGUUGGAGAUGCUUUAAAAGACCACGCUUCCAAAUCGAGGGGAAAGAUCUGCACUAUUGGCAUUGCCCCCUGGGGGAUUGUGGAGAACCAGGAAGACCUGGUGGGCAAAGAUGUGGUCCGGCCGUACCAGACAAUGUCUAACCCUCUCAGUAAGCUAACGGUACUCAACAGCCUACACUCCCACUUCAUUUUGGCUGAUAAUGGCACCACCGGAAAGUAUGGAGCAGAAGUCAAACUGCGCAGGCAGCUAGAGAAACACAUCUCUCUGCAAAAGAUCAACACGCGGAUCGGACAGGGUGUUCCAGUGGUGGCUCUGAUAGUGGAGGGGGGUCCAAAUGUGAUCUCUAUCGUACUGGAGUACCUGAGAGACACUCCACCAGUGCCUGUGGUGGUGUGUGAUGGCAGCGGUCGUGCCUCUGACAUCCUGGCUUUUGGGCACAAGUACUCAGAGGAAGGCGGAAUCAUAAACGAAUCUCUGAGAGACCAGUUAUUAGUCACCAUUCAGAAGACGUUUACAUACAGUCGGACGCAGGCCCAGCAUCUGUUCAUCAUUCUGAUGGAGUGCAUGAAGAAGAAAGAACUGAUAACAGUGUUUCGGAUGGGAUCAGAGGGACACCAGGACAUUGAUCUGGCUAUUCUAACAGCUCUUCUGAAAGGGGCCAAUGCAUCAGCUCCAGAUCAACUGAGCCUGGCUUUGGCCUGGAACAGAGUUGACAUCGCUCGGAGCCAGAUCUUCAUUUACGGACAGCAGUGGCCUGUGGGCUCUCUAGAGCAGUCUAUGCUGGACGCACUGGUGCUGGACAGAGUGGACUUUGUGAAGCUUUUGAUUGAGAAUGGAGUGAGCAUGCAUCGUUUCCUGACGCUGUCCCGACUUGAAGAGCUCUAUAAUACGAGGCAUGGUCCAUCCAACACCUUGUACCACCUUGUCAGAGAUGUGAAAAAGGGUAACCUGCCCCCUGACUACCGAAUCAGCCUGAUUGACAUCGGAUUGGUAAUUGAAUACCUCAUGGGUGGAGCCUAUCGCUGCAAUUACACCAGGAAGAGAUUUCGGACCCUCUAUCACAACCUUUUUGGACCCAAAAGACCAAAAGCCCUGAAGCUGCUUGGAAUGGAGGAUGACAUGCCCAUUAGGCGAGGACGUCAAAAGACCACACGGAAGCGAGAAGAGGAAGUAGACAUUGACCUGGAUGACCCAGAAAUCAAUCACUUCCCUUUCCCGUUUCAUGAGCUGAUGGUUUGGGCAGUGCUGAUGAAACGGCAGAAGAUGGCCCUGUUCUUCUGGCAACAUGGCGAGGAGGCCAUGGCUAAAGCACUGGUUGCCUGUAAGCUGUGUAAGGCAAUGGCCCACGAAGCAUCAGAGAACGACAUGGUAGAUGACAUUUCACAGGAACUCAAUCAGAACUCAAGGGAGUUUGGUCAGCUGGCUGUUGAGCUGCUCGAUCAGUCCUAUAAGCAGGAUGAACAGAUGGCCAUGAAGCUGUUGACCUACGAGCUGAAGAACUGGAGUAAUGCCACCUGUCUGCAGCUGGCAGUGGCUGCCAAGCACAGGGACUUCAUCGCCCACACCUGUAGCCAGAUGCUUCUCACUGACAUGUGGAUGGGACGUCUGCGCAUGCGCAAGAACUCUGGCCUGAAGGUUAUCUUGGGCCUACUUCUCCCCCCUUCCAUAUUGAGUCUUGAGUUUAAAAAUAAGGACGAGAUGUCAUAUAUGCCUCAGGAUCAGGACACCUACCUGCAGGAGAAGGAUGUAGAUGAACCUGAGAAGCAAGCUAAGGAGAAAGAGGAGGAGGACAUGGAGUUCACAGUAAGAUCUUACUGUGAGACGCAGUACAACUCCGUGGCCAUGCUUGGAAACGUCAGUUCAGAAGCGUCACGUAAGAAACAGGUGGAGGAGGUUCAAAACCGCCAUCGGCUGAUUCCAUUGGGUCGCAAAAUUUACGAGUUUUACAACGCCCCUAUCGUCAAGUUCUGGUUUCACACGCUGGCCUAUGUGGGAUACUUGAUGCUCUUCAACUAUAUUGUGCUAGUGAAGAUGGACCUGUGGCCCUCUCCUCAGGAGUGGAUUGUCAUUGCCUACAUCUUCACCAAUGGCAUUGAGAAGAUGAGAGAGAUCCUCAUGUCAGAGCCAGGGAAGCUCCUGCAGAAAGUGAAAGUGUGGUUACAGGAAUACUGGAACGUCACUGACCUCAUGGCCAUCCUCAUCUUCUCCAUUGGGAUGGUGCUCCGCCUACAAGACCCGCCCCUGAUGAGCUACGGGAGGGUCAUUUACUGCGUCAAUAUCAUUUAUUGGUACAUACGACUGCUUGACAUCUUCGGGGUGAACAAAUACCUGGGUCCAUACGUCAUGAUGAUCGGCAAGAUGAUGAUUGACAUGAUGUAUUUUGUUAUCAUCAUGUUGGUGGUGCUUAUGAGUUUCGGGGUGGCACGGCAGGCAAUCCUUAAUCCCAAUGAGGACCCAUCCUGGAUGCUGGCACGCAACAUCUUCUUCAUGCCAUACUGGAUGAUCUAUGGAGAGGUGUUUGCUGACCAAAUCGACCCUCCAUGUGGUCAGAACAUCACCACAGAGGAAGGAGUCAUCGUGACUCUCCCACCCUGCAAAACCGGAGCUUGGAUCGUCCCCGCCAUCAUGGCCUGCUACUUGCUGGUGGCCAACAUCCUUCUGGUUAAUUUGCUCAUUGCUGUCUUUAAUAACACAUUCUUUGAAGUGAAGUCCAUCUCCAACCAGGUGUGGAAGUUCCAGAGGUACCAGCUAAUCAUGACCUUCCAUGAACGUCCUGUCCUUCCUCCUCCACUCAUCAUCUUUAGCCACAUAACUAUGGUCCUCAAACACCUCUGCUGUCGCUGGAGAAAGCAUGAUGAGGAUGAGCGGGACUAUGGGCUGAAGCUCUUCAUUACUGAAGAUGAACUGAAGAAGGUACAUGACUUUGAAGAGCAGUGCAUGGAGGAGUAUUUCAGAGAGAAAGACGAUCGCUUCAAUUCCUCCAAUGACGAGAGGAUACGUGUGACAUCUGAAAGGGUGGAGAACAUGGCGAUGCGUCUGGAGGAGGUAAAUGAGAGGGAACAUUUCAUGAAAGCGUCCCUGCAGACUGUGGACAUCCGGCUCGCUCAGAUGGAGGAGAUGAUCGGCCGCAUUGCUGUGGCACUGGAACGGGUUGCUGUUAUGGAUCGAGGCGAAGUCAACAAAGCCCGGUCCAGGACGUCAUCUGACUGCACAGAUACAAAUUACAUCCUGCGCCAGAGCAGUUUCAACAGCCAAGAAGGCAAUUCCUACAGGCUACAGGAGUCUCUGGAGCAAGGUGGCGAGGAGUCCAUUUCCCCUACAUCUCCAACCGCUCUGGCCCCACGUGUCCGCAGUCACUCCUUCUACGUGAGCCACUCUUCCAAAGAUAGGAGCGGAGCAGAUCGGGGAGAAGGCUUCUUUAAAGAUAGACUGUUCAGCCUCCAUCGGGCCAACAGCUCGCAGUCCGUGUCCUCGGGAGCAGGUCCCAAAGAGUCCAAGCCCACACCUUUGAAUACUUUAUCUGUGCAGCAGCAGCUUCGCCCUUCUUCCUGCAUAGACAUCUAUGUUUCUGCCUCAGAGGACGUCCCGCCUACUGACAGCUUCUUGGAGCCAGUCCGGACAGUUCCAUCUCUCGCUCGAGACUCAUCUCUCCAUUCUGAAAUCAUGGAGGCGAUGCUCUCAGGGGGACGGGACUGCAGUGGAAGGGCAGGGGGCAGCGAAAGACAGUCGGACGGUACGGUCCUGUAUGAGGACAGUGCCGCCGCUGACCUAUCACUCUGCUCUGCCCACCUGCUGCCAGAUACCUUGCCCCCCUGGGACCUGGACCCCUCGCCGCCACCAUCAGCUGGGGUUCUGGAGCGGUCCAAGAGCAGUCGCUUCCUAUCCACAGCAGGGCCUCUGUUUCUGGAUGAGCCACCGUUGGUUAAGUCGCACAGCCUGAUGUUCACGUCACGUGGUUACUAUGGUGGCAUGGGCGUGCAGGUGAAGGCAGCCGAAUAUACCAGCAUCACAGAUUGCAUUGACAUCCGUUGCGUCUCUACCCCUUACCCUGUCCCAGAGCGGUCUGACUCGCCUGGAGGCUCUUUCACAUUCGAUAAGCCCCAGGACCUGGGCGUCUCGCACCCUGAGAGAGACGCCGAGCUCAGUCACGCCGAGUCUGAUCCAGAGGAACCAGCAGAGGGGUCGGCAGACACAGGUAAGGGGGGUCAAAGUAGCAGUAGCGGGGGAAUAGGCGCAGACUUGGGCCUGGGCCUCGCGGUGGGCCCGUUUUGCUCACCGAUCUCUAGACUAGAACGAGCAAACAGCUGCUCCUCCUCGGAGGAGUCGCACUCCAACAUCUACUCCCGGAAGAGCUUCUCCAUAAGUGAGAGAAUGGACAAGGGCCGUGGAAGCUCAAGGAAUCCUUUCCAGAAGGCUAGAGCCGGGGCAAGGCUGGAGGGUAAGACAGAUUCGCUGUCCAUGAGGAAACUGGCCAAACCUUCGGCGUUCCGAAGUUUUGACAGCAGACACAAUUUCACGUGAUGAUGGCAGACCAGUAGUGAUGGCAUUGUAGAUCUAGUUCCUUUAGGAUGGCUCUACCUCGUUUAAAAUCCAAGGGCCAGUCCGUUAAUUAGUACUGUCUGAUUGAGUAAUUAGCUGUACACUGGAAUGUUUUAUAAUGGGUAUCAACUUCAUUUCCUUUUAUAACACUGCAAUGCAAAGUCAGAACUCAUACAUUCAGAACCUGACCACUGCCAUUAGGCCGUCAUUAGUUCCAGUUCCCUUAAACUCGAAAGUGCUCUGAAAGUGCUAGGGGGGAUAUAUAUUUGAGAUUAAAGGCCUAUCAACACCAAGACGACUGUUUGGUGCGAAAAUUUGGUGCGAUAAACAUUUGAAGAAAACUGGCCAAUCAAUAAGAUUUGUGCUUUUGGUCACAUGCUCAGAGCGUCUGCUGUUAAAGAAAAACGAUGAAUUAAUCACAACAGUAAAUAGCAGAAUCUAGAACUGGCUCUCUGGUCUCUGCUUCUCUUAUAUUUAGUGUUGUUUGAUAAACAUCACAGCGAAUACAAAAAUCUGAAUUUCUGUUUGAAAGCAUGUAAAUACUGCUUGACUUCCUUUUUCUCUCUGGCAAGUGAGUCUAAGAAACUGAAAGUUGCGGUGCACUUUGUGUACCGGGGUAAACAGAGUGUUUCUUCAUUGCGACUGUCUGAGAGUGAUUUUGCAUUUUGAAUGAUCAGACAUUAGCUAUGUUUUUUUUUUUUUCCACUUUAGUGUAAACAGACAAAUCGCAUGUGCAAAUCGGACUGAAUUAUUGUGCCGAACAUUCAUGUUGGUGUGAACAGGCCUUAACUAAACUUUGGGUCACCCUUGUCCCAGCAUGAAUCAUGCUCUCUCUCCAUAGACUUGAGAAGAUCCUACAGGCCUGGCAGAGUGGUGGUUACAUUCCAAAACAACUGAAACUUGAAAUGGAAACAAGUUUAGGACUGUGACAGUUGCAAACAUUUAAUGCUAAAGUUUGUUGUGUACACAAAGAUUUUUAACACUGAUGUUCUGUCAUUUCAAGCCCAUACCAGAUUAGUCGAACAUACACAUACUUUAUCUACCAUAAGAUGUUGAAUGUAGAAUAUAAUUAGCUUUAUUAUGAAAAAAUUAACCUUCUUGGGCCCUUGAUUUAUUUGUAGGCCCUUAUUGGGUAUAUACAACUGCAUUCAAAAAGCUUACAGUGGUUAGUAAUGUUAUAUGAGGUGUCUGAAUACAGCAUAAGGUUGUGCAGAAUUUAUUAAAUAAAUUAAACAGAUAUCACUUUUAAAGCACUAAAUGAUCAUGUUUUGUAUUUUGUAGUCUGUAUUGUUUCAAAUAUAACACAACAGGGUGUCCAUUUGAAGCUAUUUAAAUAAGACUAACCAGUUAAAGUAAACUAACAGCAUGUUUGGUAUGGAAUGCUAGUAUACUGCUUAGCGCACUGUAUAUACUGUAUACUGCAUACUAUUUAGUAUGUGGAAAAGUAAACAGUAUAUUAUGAUAAAUGUUUUUAAACAGUAGUAUGCUACACUGUUGUCAUCUAACAUGACUAUAUUGCAAGUUUAAUUUGGAAAAAUUUUGUAAAGAUGUAAAUUAUGAUUUGUUUUUUGGAUAAUACACUGCAAAUGAAAAGUCAAGCACAUUGUAUUGUCGGCUGCAGUAUUCCUACACAGUAUGAAUACACUGUUCAGAUUGAUAAAUGCACAUGUUGCGGUUCAUCUAAGUAUUUUCAUUCAUAUGUACUGCUGUGGUAAAAAAUAAAAAUAAUUAAAAAUAAAAUAGUAGUAUGAUAGUAUGCCAUUCCAAACAUACUUUUAGACUGUUGCAAGUGUUAAAAUGCACAGAGAACCUUUCCAAAAAGAAUUUAAAAGCAAAAAGUCUGAUUGUCUUUAUAUAAGUGUGUUAUUUUACACAGAACAGGUACUAUAUGUUGACUUGCUAUGCAAGAUGCCACAGAGAAUCGGUUGGUCAGUAUGAAGUGUUAUGCACUUUAAAGCAGGAGUUAUUAUCAUUAUGCACACCAGUCUUAUCACUAAUCAACCGGAUUGAGUUAAUAUGCUGGAAGGAUGUAAUGAAGAGUAAAUAAUAAUAUCUUUUUUUUUUUUUUUUUUUUCAGCAAGUUGUAUGCCUUGGCAGUUUUCUUCCUAUUUUAUGGUUAAUGGGUAUAUAUAUAUAUAUAUAUAUAUAUAUAUAUAUAUAUAUAUAUAUAUAUAUAUAUAUAUAUAUACAUACAUACAUAUGUUUGGGUUUUUGUUUAUGAUGAAAAUAUAUAAUUUUACUGCCUUGAUUUAUCAUAAUGGGCAUUCAGAAGGAUAAGGAGAUCUGGACAGAUAAAUCAAUCAGUCACUUUAAUUAAAGUAGAACAUUUACUGCUCUACAAGACACUGUUUUAAAUCGCUGUUUAACUUAAAUCAAAUGAAACAGUGCAGUUUAAAGCAAUACAGAAAUGUGAUUUGUAUCUCUGGCGUAAAUCCUAUUCAGUAUAGUCACUUUUUAGUAAAUGAAUUACUCCACCUAUUCCAUUUCCACUCAUUGGAUGUAUUUUAUUUGCCUUACAGAUGUGCAAUACUGCUAAGAGAUUUGAAAACAUUAUUACAGUCAGUGUUCUGAGAUGUUGAAAUGUACAUUUGGUAUUAGAGCUUGUAUGUGAACCAAAAACAUAAAACACUAAAAGACAUUAUUUUUUUGUGCAUAGCAGUAAUUCUAAUCACUGUGGUUUUCAAAUAACUAAUGAUUUUAAAAUCAAUAAUAGUGUGACAUUCAAUAUGUUUAUCAGAUUUGCUUCAUUUUUAUAUGAUUUCAAACAUUGUUUCUUAUUUGGGCCUGCUGUCCUUCACAAGGAAGGCGUCAACACUUCUACAAGGUGAUUAUACUGCAAAGAGCCUUAAAACGGAGGUAAAAUGAAUGCGUGAACAAUACACAGGCCCUUAAAACAUGUCCAUGCUGUAUUAUUUAGGCUAAUGCCAUUUAACAAACCCUCUUGUUGGACUGGUUCCAGCAAAAUAAGACAGAGAGGGCAUUUGAUGUAAGUUACUGAAUGCAAGUUUAUCUCACUAUCCUCUGCUUCGCUCUCUUGUUUGGGAUAGAAGAGUGAGCAUAUUUAUGACACUUGUUUUUCCACAUGUAAAUGUUGUGUAUAUGAUCUGUAAAUCUUUCUGUGGGUGUAAAAACAAAUUAGUUUAAUAUAAUAGGAUUUUAAGAGAACGUUUCUGUGUCUGAUAGAAGACAUUACACUAUGACAACCUACCCAGUGUGCCAAAAUGACAUAACUUAUAACUUUAUGUACAGUAUUUUCUUAAUAUUUUCCUAUACUGUAGCAUAAAAGGUUGUGAAUUGUAUACCACUUUUAGUCAAGUUUCUCUCCCCGCCACUUCUUUUUAAACUUAUUGGUGAGCACUUCUCUGCUAACAAGUCCAAGCACAUGUUUUCUGCAAUAAUGCUGUAGUUUGAACGGAAAGGUCUCAGUUUACUUAGUGUCUUUAAAAUGCAUGUUGUUCUUCCAAAAGAUACGAGCUGAGUGAGAGAUGAGAAAACGGAGAGCAAUGAUUUGAGGACUCUUGUCCUGCAGUAGAAGGCUUAAGUAUUUGGAUGCAAAUACAAAUGUGUAUACUGUAUUCCUCAAUGUGAAUAAGAUGUUUGGCAUGUAUUAACAAAUAAAAGAAUAUAUAUAAUUCAAAA
Messenger RNA from Megalobrama amblycephala (Wuchang bream), 10406 nucleotides. It is a transcript of the gene trpm3, whose product is annotated as transient receptor potential cation channel, subfamily M, member 3. Gene Ontology annotation, molecular function: monoatomic cation channel activity. NCBI's taxonomy places the organism in Eukaryota, Metazoa, Chordata, Actinopteri, Cypriniformes, Xenocyprididae. The transcript is spliced from 26 exons. The record is from RefSeq and is a predicted model, not a curated record. Gene Ontology annotation, cellular component: membrane. Gene Ontology annotation, biological process: monoatomic cation transmembrane transport; protein tetramerization. Bases 1662 to 6749 code for a protein of 1695 amino acids.